Microthlaspi erraticum is the source of this 2286-nucleotide messenger RNA. The record is from the annotation of a GenBank genome assembly. NCBI's taxonomy places the organism in Eukaryota, Viridiplantae, Streptophyta, Magnoliopsida, Brassicales, Brassicaceae.
AUGGCGCUCUUCCGACGAUUCUUCUGCAAAAACCCUCCUGACCGGCUUGUCGAGAUCUCAGAGCGUGUCUUUGCUUUUGACUGCUGUUUCUCAAGCGAUGUUAUGAGAGAAGAUGAGUACAAAGUCUACUUUGACGGCAUCGUAUCACAGCUACAGGAUCAUUUCCCGGAAGCCUCUUUCAUGGUGUUUAACUUUAGAGAAGGAGAACAACAUACUCAAAUACCAGACUUGUUGUCUCAACACGACAUGACAGUGAUGAAUUAUCCAAGUCACUACGCUAACUGUCCGCUUUUACCUCUCGAGAGGAUCAGUCACUUCCUGAAAUCGAGCGAAAGCUGGUUAUCACUGGAAGGUCAACAAAACGUUGUGUUGAUGCAUUGCGACACAAGUAGUUGGCCUGUUCUUGCGUUUAUGUUAACAGGGAUGUUAUAUAAGCAGAAGACUCUUGAGAUGGUAUAUAAGCAGGCUCCUUUAGAGCUUCUUCGUCUUUCCUCUCCUUUAAACCCGCAGGCUUCUCAGCUCAGAUAUCUUGGGUACAUUUCUACAAGAGGUUUAGGAUCUGACUGGCCUCUUUCAGAGACGUCUCUUCUUUUGGAUUGCUUGAUCAUCAGAGAUCUUCCAGGGAGUAAAAAAGCUGCCUCUGAUCUGCAGGAAGAGUGUGUCCUGGUGAAAUUUGAUAUCCAGUGCCGUGUUCAAGGGGAUGUUGUUCUGGAAUGUGUACACUUGGGUGAUGAUUUGGUGCGUGAGGAGGUUGUCUUCAGAAUCAUGUUCCACACGGCAUUUGUGCGUGAUAAUGUUCUGAUGGUCCAACGUGAUGAGAUGGAUAUACCUUGGGAUGCAAAGGACCAGUUCCCAAAGGAAUUUAAGGCAGAGGUACUUUUCUCUGGCGCUGAUGCUGUGGUGCCUACCAUCACAACAGCCCUGAAGAAUUUCGAUAUUACUUCACCUGAAGAGUUGUUUGAGGUGGAGGAGAUCUUUAGCGAUGUGAUUGAUGGGCUUGAUCAUAAGAGAGACUCAGUUGUUGAUACUUUUUCAGAUGAUCUCAAGGCCACAUCAGUUUUACACUCUACACCACCUCCACCACUACCUCCUCCUCCUCCUCCUUUUGCAUCUGAGAGACCAAACAGUGGAACCAGUUUGCUUCCAACAUUUAACCCUUCUCCACCACCACCACCACCACUUCCUCCCCGUCCUGAUUUUAGUUCAUCAAGAAUAGCAAAUCGACAUUACCUUCGCUUUCUAACAGAAGAGCAACGUAGUGAACCACUAUUUGAUGCAUCAGAAAUACAGAGCUUUUUCUCUGUUCCAAUGUCCAAACCUCAAGUAGUUCGGCUGAUUGACCCUUGGAGAGCCAAUAGCAUGGAAGUUUUGCUUACCAAAGUAAAGGUGCCGUUGCCUGAUAUGAUGGCUGCACUUCUGGCAAUGGACGAUACUGUGUUAGAUGUCGAUCAAAUAGAGAAUCUUGUAAAGAUUAAGUUGUUUCCAACCGAGGAAGAGAUGGAAACUCUUAAGAACUACACUGGUGACAAGGCAAUCUUGGGAAAGUGUGAGCAGUUCUUGCUAGAGCUAAUGAAGGUGCCACGAGUAGAUUAUAAGCUGAGAGCAUUUUCCUUCAAGAUUCAGUUCGACACUCAGAUAACAGAAUUUGAAAAACGUUUAAGUGCUGUAGGUUCUGUGUGUGAGAAGGUCCGUUCUUCUGAAAAGCUAAAGGAAAUUAUGAAACAUAUUCUUUACCUUGGGAACACAGUGAACCAAGGAACUUUCAAGGGCUCUGCAGUGGGAUUCAGGUUGGAAAGUUUAUUGAAGUUAAGCAAGACAUAUGCUCCUAACAGCAACAUGACUCUCAUGCAUUAUCUUUGCAAGGUCUUGGCUUCCAAGGCACCACAUUUACUGGACUUCCACAAGGAUCUUGAAAGUCUUGAAUCAGCUUCAGAGAUAAAAAUGAAGUCGCUGGCAGAGGAAGCGCAAGUUAUAUGCAUAGGACUGGAAAUGCUGCAAAUGGAGCUCUAUGCAUCCGAAAGAGAUGGUCCGGUUUCUCAAGUUUUCCGUCAAAAGCUGAAGGAGUUCAUCCCCAUUGUUGAGACUAGAGUGGCAACUGUAUUGGAUCCUUACUGCGUCGUGGGAAAAGAUGCUGACGCACUUGUGUUCUAUUUUGGGGAGGAUCCAUACCUUUAUCCAUUUGAAAAAGUUGCUGCGACACUGUUGGAAUUCGUAAACUUGUUUAAGAAAGCACAUGAAGAGAAUGUCAAGCAAGCCUUUUACAGAGGACCCGAGGCAUUCGGGUGA